Molecule: messenger RNA, 2177 nt
Organism: Effrenium voratum
Lineage: Eukaryota; Dinophyceae; Suessiales; Symbiodiniaceae
Source: the annotation of a GenBank genome assembly
CACAGGCCAUGCAGGACAGGGUCUUGUCUGUUUGUCGCUCUGGCAAAAUCAGGGAGAGAGGGACAGGGAGAGCAGUCUUACAUCCCCGCCCCCGCGGGAGACGCCGGAGUGGUCCGCCAUGUGCUGGGAGAUAUCUCUAGGCUUGCUGAGGGCCUGACGUACUCCACGACCAAUGAAUGAAUCAAUUACGUUUGCGAAGCCGCAGCUUGGAUCAAGCAUGAUCAAGCAUUUCUGUUCCAGGCCCUUCCAGCUGUCAUGGCAGCUGUGCGCCUGUUCAUGGCCUUGGCCCAGUGGGCCCUGGCAGAGAACUUAAACGAAACCUGUGAAUCCGUGCUGCUUCAGCAUCAAGUCCCUUGGCGAAGCCCGGCGGCCAUCGCAGGAUCUAUGGGCCAUGAAGAUGGGGGGUUGAAGGAUUCACCGCAUUUAGCCGAUUUUAUGCAUAUGCUGCAUAUGUCAUAUGUGUGGCAUAUGCAGCGCAAGCAUUCUUCCCCCAGGCUCCCUGCCCAGAGGGGCAAGAAGACCUAUGCAAGCUGCGGAAGUUGAUCUCCGCCUCAGACAUUGGCCGCACAGUGGAUGAACUCUGGGAGGCAGCCGGGAAGCAGGGCGGCAAGCCGCGCACCAAGGAAGAUGCAAGGAGAAUGCGGGUAAGCAUUUUGAUGCACCAGAUGGACCUUUAUUACACAGACCUCACGAGUGCCGUUGCUGAGAAGAAGCAUGAAUUGGAAGAGAUUCAGAAGCAGAAGGACAAAGGAGAUCCAUGGGUCGCCUUCCUCCUCGACAUGGUCAUGGGUGCGCUUUUCUGUCCGGCGGUGGGCCGUUUCAAGUCCUCCUCGCUGGUGGAGGGACUGAAGGAUCUGGAAGCAAUAGUAAAAACCAUGCAGAACAUCGAGGGGGUCAUGGAAAAGUCCAUCACCAGCUUGAAAAAGAAGGGAAUCGAUAAGAUCAAAAUUGAACUGCAGAACAAGUUCCGCAACAAUCCGGCCAACCGUUUCUUGGAUGCGUUGAAAGCCGAACAAAGGACACUGAUUGCGGCCAUGCAAGCCAACAUGGGAAACCACACAGAUGCGGAGAUCUACUCAUUGUACGUGUCAUACUCACCACAGGUGGCGUCCAAGGAGAAUAUCCUCAGCGCCGUGGAUUCGGCCUUCGACACUUGGGAAACACAGAUCAAUGGCUUGGGCUGGCACACCCAGAGUGUUAACCAUCGAGGGCGUGACCAUUUCUACAACACAUGGGAAGGCAUCGUCCGUGUGGAAAUGGAUAUGGAUGGCAGGUGGCUUAAGGAUCAAGCGAAGUACAAGGAGGCUUGGGAACAUCUCGCUGAGAACCCUUAUGCACGCCUUCGCAAUGAUGGAGGAAGUGAGCAGAUCGCAUGGAACCAUCCAGACGUCAUGGCCUAUGUGGAUGAGUGGACCUAUCCUGGCCUAACGGGUUCAGAUGGCAAACGACGUCCCAAGGUCGCCGAGGGCUUCGUGGGAAUUUGGACUGGUCCCUUUUCGACACGUUUCAACUGCAAUGGAAAAUGCUGUGAUGAGAAAGGGAAGAAUUGCCGUUGUGAGGAGUGCACGCAAAGGACCGAUUCCAUCAAGUUCUCCCAGCUCUUUCGCCUGAAUCCAGAUGGAAAGACGCCAGGGGAUUCCUGCAGAAGCGACUCUGACUGCUUGACGAAAGCCUGUUGCUGGGGUGGUUGGGAGCUCCACUGUUGCGUGGGCGAGGACGACUGGAAGUUCUACCCCUUCCAUGGCCACUACUGCAUGAAUCAGCCAGAGGGGUGGCCUUGCGACAAUGACUCCGCAGUUUGUGCAAAGGGCCUGACUUGCCAAGAGAUCUCGCCACGAGUUGGGCCCACGGGGAAGAAGCAAAAGUACAGCUGUCGCAAACCUUGAUCGCGGGUGGAUGGUAUGUCCGCUCCAUCAUGAUGGUCUGCUCCAUCAGCUUUUAUGUGUUUCAUCAUGUUUAUGAUAGGUUUAAUAGGUGUUGGUUCCCUAGAGCCACUUUUGAUUGCUCUGCGCAGGCGCCUCUGACGGCAAUCAUGAGAGAAAAGGCAGAGCGCCAAAGCCCUCAAACAUCCCAGCAGCUUGUGCAGCGGACCCUCGAACGAUAAAGAACGACAGUCCGUGUGGGUUUGUUGGAGAGGGGGGCCUUUUUUCCGGUAGUUUCCCUUUGCAACAACCCAA